Erythranthe guttata (spotted monkey flower) is the source of this 1926-nucleotide messenger RNA. The record is from RefSeq and is a predicted model, not a curated record. Lineage: Eukaryota; Viridiplantae; Streptophyta; Magnoliopsida; Lamiales; Phrymaceae.
ACAUUUUGCGAGACGACUCAUUGUUUUGGUCAAUUCUAAAUACAAUUAAAAUAAAAAGUCUAAAUAGUAAACACAAUAAAUAAAUAAAAUUAAUUCUACGGCUGACAAUCUCAAAAACAGGUGUAGAUAGAUACACAUUACACACACAUACAGAGAGCGAGAGGCAAAUUGAUUUUGAUGUUUGAGAGAGAGAGAGAGAGAGAGAAACUGUAUAAAAGGAAAAGGGUGGAGAGGGUGUGGGGGAAUCCACAAGCAGAUCUGUCGAGUACUUUCGAAACUAUCAAGUUACCAUAGAAAGUUCUGACAAGAGAGAGAAAGAAGAGAGAGAGAGAGAGAGAGAGAGAGAGAGAGAGAGAGAGAGGCUAUCCUUGUAGAUACUUUUUGCGGCAUCGCCAUUCCUUCUUUCCUAAUUGCUUAGUUCUCAACGAGGAUAAACAAUUACGUUUGCAAUUAAACACACACACACACACAGAGUCGGAAUACAGCUGUACGCAUAGAAGCAUAGAAUCACUCUACAAAAUCCAGUCUUGCAUUGACCCUUGGGAAUACCGAUUCGAUACGAACACACACUCCGUGUGUGUGUAUGUGUGUGUUGAAUGGUGUAAAAGAAAGAGAGAGAGAAAAAAAAUGUUGGAAGUAAGAGAGGGGAAGAGGUGCUAUCCGGAUUCGGUGGUGGGAGUGAAUGUGGGUCUGGCUUUUGUUGAUUGUGUGAUUGCAUUUCUUGCUUUCUAUCAGUUGAUCAGAAUUCAUUCAAGGAAUUCACAGCUUGGAUGGACGCGUCAAAAGGUCUUCCAUCUAAUGAUCGGAUCCUCCAAUCUGGGUUAUUUCCUUUAUUUUGUGUUAACUCUAGUUGCUGCUUGUAAGGGUUGGAGUUGCUGGUCACAUUCCUGUGGUUUUAUUGCCAUGGCCUUCCCCAAAAUUCUGUUUGUUGCAGCAUUUCUUCUACUCUUGUCCUUCUGGGUUGACCUUUGUCAUCACUCACACGACGAUGAUGAAGAGGAAGGGUGGAGCCCACAAGAAGCACUGCUGGAAAAGAUGAAUAGAACCGAUUCUAAGUCCUAUAGUUGCCGAAGAUGUUGCACAUUUCGGUCAAUCAGUGUAGGCAGCCGUCAAAAAAUUGUGAUUCUGGUUUCUAUUUUAGUAUUUGGAAUAAUGAUGGCAUCUUCCAUGCUGAUGUGGAUUGGUACAAGAAAGAGUCCUCUCGAUUCUGCAGUCGUUGCUCAGGUAUACGUAGAUUUCAUAGCCGUAGUUGUUCUUAUUCUGGGAGGAGCCUUGGCAUGCUAUGGACUCGUAUUGUUCUUGAAAAUGAGAAAAGUGAGAUCCGAGCAGGUUUCAUCUGAAAUGCGAAAGGUUGCUGGUUUGGCCAUUGUCUCUGUUGUUAGUUUUACAUCAAGUGCUUUGGUUGCAAUAACUACAAACAUACCCUUGUUUUAUCACUGGCAUGAACAGCAGAUAAAUGGUGUCUACACCUCCCUUCUACUGGUUGUGUAUUAUUUCAUAGGUACGUCAGUGCCUUCAGCCUUUGUAUUGUUUGUGAUGAGAGAAUUACCACCUCCAGUUGUGAAGAGCAACAGACAAGAAGAAUCUAGAACUAUAACCUUCAUGAGUGAUGUUCCAGUAGCGACUCAUCCGCAGCGAUGGACCGCUGCAACUAGCGUGCAGAAUCAGGUUUCAAGAGCAAGCCCCAUCUGAUCUGAUAUCAUCUUCCAUGAGAGAGAGAGAGAGAGAGAGAGAGAGAGAGAGAGAGAGAGAGAGAGAGAGAGAGAGAGAGAGAGAGAGAGAGAGAGAGAGAGAGAGAGAGAGAGAGAGCAGCCGCAAGAUUGCCUCUGUCUGCCUUUAUUUGUACAUAUAGCAGCAUUACUUGAAACUUGUUUUGAAAUAUUUCCAAAGUUAGUCAAUAUAUGGCAGCUGUUGAUUUGUUGUAAA